CAUACAUGCAUGAGAGUUCAACUUGGCCGGGAUCAAUGCAUGCAUGAGAGUUCAACUUUCUCCCUUCUUAACAUGUUUUGGUAGAUAAGAUACUGCUACCCAUUGAAGCACAGCACAUAUGGCUUUUAGAGAGGCACAUGUUGGCUUGAAUCCCAGAGCUAUGGAGAUUGAUUCAGGAGAAAAGCGGCUAAACGAGCUUGGAUACAAGCAGGAACUCAGAAGAGAAAUGAGUUUAUUCAAGACAUUUGCGAUAACAUUUUCGACCAUGGCACUUUUCAUUGGAACUCCACUGUACGGAUCUAGCCUACUAUAUGCAGGCCCUGCAAGCAUGAUAUGGGGUUAUGUUGUGGUCACCUUCUUCACCUGGUUUGUAGGAUUUGCCAUGGCUGAGAUCUGCUCAUCUUUUCCAACUACUGGCUCCCUUUAUUUUUGGGCUGCACACUUAGCUGGACCCCGGUGGGGGCCAUUUGCAUCCUGGUGCUGCGCUUGGCUAGAAACUAUCGGUGUCGUUUCUGGAAUCGGCGCAUCGGCCUACUCUGGAGCACAGGGAUUGCAGAUAAUAAUUCUUUUGUCCACUGGGACAAACAAGGGUGGAGGCUACUUGGCAACAAGGAGCGUAUUUUUGUCUAUGUAUAUAAUCCUUACCUUAAUAUGGGCAGUGCUGAACUCCUUUGCUUUGCAAGUCAUUGCAUUCCUCAACAUGAUUUCUGUAUGGUGGCAGGUCAUUGGCGGAUUUGUUAUAAUAGUAGCCCUUCCCAUGAUAGCAAGCCCGACACAAUCAGCAUCAUACGUCUUUACUCAUUUCGAAACAUCUCCUGAGACAACAGGCAUACAUAGCAAACCUUAUGCAGUAAUAAUGUCAGUACUUCUAAGCCAAUUCUGUUUGUGUGGCUACGACACCGCGGCACAUCUCACUGAGGAAACCAAAGGCGCUGACAGAACUGGUCCCAUGGCCAUUCUUUGUAGCAUAGGAAUCAUUUCAGCAUUUGGAUGGGCAUAUAUCUUAGCCCUUACUUUUAGCAUUCAGGAUCCUGCAUAUUUAUAUGAUCCAAACAACGAAACAGCUGGUGCACUCGUUCCUGCACAGAUAAUUUAUGAUGCAUUUUAUGGAAGGUAUCACAGUGGUACUGGAGCCGUAAUUUUUCUCUGUAUCAUUUGGGGAACCUACUUCUUUGCAGGGCUCUCAGUCACUGCUAGUGCUGCUAGAGUAGUCUAUGCACUAUCCAGGGAUGGAGGAGUUCCAUUUUCAAAAGUCUGGAGAAAAAUACAUCCAAAACAGAAAGUUCCAAUAAAUGCAGUGUGGUUGUGCACAGCCAUUUCCAUUAUCAUAGGACUUCCCAUCUUGAAAUCCAAUGUAGUUUACACCGCUGUCAUUUCCAUUGGUACAAUUGGGUGGGUGGGAAGCUAUGCUGUCCCAAUUUUUGCAAGGCUGGUCAUGGAUGAGAAGGAUUUUAAACCAGGUCCCUUCUAUUUGGGAAGAGCAAGCAAGCCAAUUUGCUUGAUAGCUUUCUUAUACAUAUCUUAUACUUGUUCAGUCUUUCUAUUGCCAACUCUUUACCCUCUACAAUGGGAUACUUUCAACUAUGCUCCUAUAGCUAUUGCUGUAUCAUUGACACUGAUAAUGCUUUGGUGGGUGUUGGAUGCAAGGAAAUGGUUCAACGGACCAGUGAGGAAUAUUGAAUUCCAGAAUGGAGCCAUUUAA
Messenger RNA from Juglans regia (Persian walnut), 1702 nucleotides. Its product is annotated as amino-acid permease BAT1 homolog. Bases 119 to 1702 code for a protein of 527 amino acids. The transcript is spliced from 7 exons. Gene Ontology annotation, cellular component: membrane. NCBI's taxonomy places the organism in Eukaryota, Viridiplantae, Streptophyta, Magnoliopsida, Fagales, Juglandaceae. Gene Ontology annotation, molecular function: transmembrane transporter activity. Gene Ontology annotation, biological process: transmembrane transport; amino acid transport. The record is from RefSeq and is a predicted model, not a curated record.